UUCUCGAUGUGCACCACAACAACACCUUGAAUGGUCGGUGCUUUCAGCAGGGCUUCCUCUGAGUGGUCACCUGGCUUUUCACUAACUCGCAGGAAAACUCGCAGAACCAGAAACUCCCUUGAUUUACACACAGUAAUGUCACCAAAUCUUUGCAACUGCCGGGACCUAGAUAAGGCAACUGUAAGGCACCUGGCUGUAAACAGAGAAGCUGGGACAGCAACCCAGGCCUUCUUGACUCCAAAGCCUACACUCAUAGUCUCACCGGAACGUUUGCUGAGAAGUCUGGUCUCCUUAGUAACAAAAUCACUCCCUGAUGAUGCAAAGCCCAAGAAGCAAAGUCAUGCUCCUGUCCUCUGGUCACCAAGGGACUGAUGUGCUGUUCUAUCACUUCCUUCGUCAUGUGACUAGCUGGAAACGGACACAGAUCAUGAUUGUGUUUAACAUGCUGGACUGGAAUGCUAUGGGCGAGAUUGGUUUUGACCAGUUCUACAUGUUGGUCUGCAUCCUGCUGGCACAACAGAACCACUUGGAAGAGCAAUUUAUCUUCCGUCAUUCCCGGCCUGUUUUUGAGCUGCUUGACCUGGAUGGGGAGCUGAGAAUUGGUGCAGACCACUUCCACAUGUACAACUUUCUCUUCAAUAUUAAAAAACAGGAACUCAGAGAGCUCUACCAUGACUUUGACAUCACAGGUGAUCGUCGUCUUAAUUACAAGGAAUUUAAGCUGUUUACUAUCUUCACCAUGGACAAAUACCAGGAGAAGCAGAAAGCAGAGAAAGAGCAAGGGAAAACGGCUCCACUCAAAAAGAAAAGGCCACAUCGCUUUAUUUUGAGCUCAAAACUUUUUUAGGAAUAAAUAUAUCUGAAAGUAGAAUAUAAAUAAUCACAACUGUUAACAUGUCUAAAAAUAAAUUUAGAAAA
This is a messenger RNA of Canis lupus familiaris (dog), 918 nucleotides long. It is a transcript of the gene EFCAB9, whose product is annotated as EF-hand calcium binding domain 9. The record is from RefSeq and is a predicted model, not a curated record. Gene Ontology annotation, molecular function: calcium ion sensor activity. Gene Ontology annotation, cellular component: sperm principal piece; cytoplasm. Lineage: Eukaryota; Metazoa; Chordata; Mammalia; Carnivora; Canidae. The transcript has 5 exons. Bases 314 to 847 code for a protein of 177 amino acids. Gene Ontology annotation, biological process: sperm capacitation; flagellated sperm motility.